AUGCGAGUGAUUUAUAUAAUUUUUUUAAUAAUUUUUUAUUGUUUUGCACAAGAUUCGCCUUCACCAUCGCAAAAAUGUACAAAUUUAUCGACCAUUAAAUUUCCAAUAACUUCAUUUAAUUGUUGGGAAAAAUAUGAUGGAUAUUAUGCUGAUGUUGAAAUGGAUUGUACUAUAUUUCAUUAUUGUCAAACAUUGCAACAUCCAAACGGUUUAAAUGAAAGUAUUAAAUGGGAUUUUGCAUGUCCUCAAAAUACUAUUUUUAAUCAGAGAAUUUUGUCUUGCACACCUCCAAGUUUUGAAUUUGACUGUCAAAAAUCAGAAAAUUAUUUUUAUGUUAAUCGUGACGUAGUUUUAUCGAGCAACUCGAUGAAAAAAAUUGAAAAUUCUAAACCUUCGAAUGUAAAUAAUGGAAAUCGUUUGACCAUCGAUGGCCCUGUUGUUUUACCCAUUUACUACCCUGAUUCGUCUGUAUUAAAUGAUACAAAAUUUUUUACAUUGACAAGAGAUUCACUCGAAACUCAAACGGUUAAUUAUUCUAAUAAAUACAAUCCUUAUUACGAUAAGGAAAAACAUUCGAUUCAUCUUGCUAAAUUAAAUAGUAAACUUCAUACGAAAAUUGCUGAAGCUACUUCUGCUAAUUUAGAAAAUAGUAGCGGUAAAAAAGUUUUGGUUUUAUAUCCAGUGGCUUUGCUUAAUGCAUUAGAUGUUGUCGAAUUGCAUUAA
Pediculus humanus corporis (human body louse) is the source of this 723-nucleotide messenger RNA. RefSeq lists its product as uncharacterized. NCBI's taxonomy places the organism in Eukaryota, Metazoa, Arthropoda, Insecta, Psocodea, Pediculidae. Gene Ontology annotation, cellular component: extracellular region. Bases 1 to 723 code for a protein of 240 amino acids. The transcript has 3 exons. Gene Ontology annotation, molecular function: chitin binding. The record is from RefSeq and is a predicted model, not a curated record.